GGUGGUGUAAAAGGUCCACAAUCGUCCCUGCAAGGACAGGCAGUUGCGGUGUUAGGCGCGAACGGGUCUGUGCGCGACGUCGAAGAGUCGUCCGCCCCACUUCCGCGCCGUCCACCACGCCUCCACGAUUGCCGCGCCCCCCAGCUUUUCCCCGCCGUGCCUGACCUCGUUCCACUGAUUCGGCUAGCAGGAAACGCACAUAGUGCACGCAGCUCGCAAGCACAGCCGAAGAAUUCUCUGUCAGUCCAUGGUGCCUGCGCCAGCGCUUCGGUAGCGGGGUUGUGACGGCCUGCUGGAGCCCAUAGCCCGUCGACGGCUUGACUGACGCAGGCUCAGAGCUUCCGUAGCUGCACGACACUCACCACACUGAUCCCGACGCUCAGCCAUGUCGGCCGCCAUUGACAAUGAAGAUCUGGAGGAGCUCGCCAUCUCCAUGCCUGCCCCGCGGCGAACCUCGACCCGGCCGCCCGACACGCCCACGCCGGUAGCGGCGACGACAGCUGCGCACGAGACCAAGAUCAAGGCCGAUUCGAAGACGAGCCAGCGCCUCGGCCAGUAUACCAUUGUCAAGACCCUCGGCGAGGGCUCCUUCGGCAAGGUCAAGCUGGCCACCCAUCAGGUCAGCGGCCAGAAGGUCGCGCUGAAGAUCAUCAACCGGAAGAGACUGGUGACGAGGGAUAUGGCCGGCCGCAUCGAGCGCGAGAUCCAGUAUCUGCAGCUGUUGCGCCAUCCGCACAUCAUCAAGCUAUACACCGUCAUUACUACACCCACCGAAAUCAUCAUGGUCCUGGAGUAUGCCGGCGGAGAGCUGUUCGAUUACAUAGUGAAUAACGGACGCCUACCCGAGGCCCAGGCCCGCAAGUUCUUCCAGCAGAUAGUGUGUGCUGUCGAAUACUGCCACCGGCACAAGAUUGUGCAUCGAGAUCUGAAGCCCGAGAAUCUUCUGCUCGACGAGCACUACAACGUCAAGAUUGCCGAUUUUGGCCUGAGCAAUAUCAUGACAGACGGAAACUUUUUGAAGACGAGUUGCGGAAGCCCCAACUAUGCCGCGCCCGAAGUCAUCUCUGGCAAGCUCUAUGCGGGGCCGGAGGUUGAUGUCUGGAGCUGCGGUGUCAUCCUCUACGUUUUGCUUGUGGGUCGGCUGCCAUUCGACGACGAGUAUAUCCCAACACUGUUCAAGAAGAUCGCCGCCGGAAAUUACAGCAUCCCGAGCUACCUGUCGCCAGGCGCAGUGAAUCUAAUCAAGAAGAUGCUUAUGGUAAAUCCCGUCCACCGCAUCACAGUGGCCGAGAUUCGCCAAGAUCCGUGGUUCACCAAAGACCUUCCAGCAUAUCUCUCACUGCCGCCAGAGGACUUUUACGAUACUGGCGUUGAUCCGAACAAGGCCAUUGAUCCGAGAAGUCUGGCUCCGUCGCAGCCUGAGGUCGUUGUGCAGAAGCUCCACGAGACGGUUGUCGGCAAGCUGGGGAAGACGAUGGGUUACGCGAAGCACGAUGUUCAAGAGGCGCUGGCCCGCGAUGAGCCGAGCGCCAUCAAGGAUGCCUACUUAAUUGUUCGCGAGAACCAGAUGAUGAAGGAAAAUCCGUUGGUCGCUGGAGACAGGAGCCUUCAGCCUUUCCUUGCCCAGUCGCCUCCCAGCCAACAGGAUUACAUGCAUUCAAUUCCGCAAGCCAUGAGCAGCACUAGACCGCAGGUCAUACCACCCCCGGCUGACUCUGAACGUCCCCGGCAAGGGUCCACUUCAAGCAGCCAGAUUACGAGUAUCCGUUCCCCGGUCAGUACCAUUGCGGUGUUGCCAAGCAGUCUCCCAGAAUAUCACAAGGCAUAUAUGAAAGGCCAUCCGAAACCGCCUACAUACCCACUAGACAUACCUACCGCACCACAUCCUUUGCAAUCGGAAGAAGAGCGAGCUGCGCAAGCCCGGCGUCUACGACCCAAUUUCAGAGCUGUUCCUGAUAACAACAGGCCACGCCCUGAGCCUAUGACGGCGCUGCCCUCGAAGAAGCCGAAGCCCGUGAAAUGGCAGUUUGGCAUACGGUCUCGAAACCAACCUGCCGAGGCUAUGCUGGCUAUCUUCAAAGCUCUUAAGGCGAUGGGCGCGGACUGGGAGGUACCCCAAACCAGGAAACCCGGUGGUAGCAGCCAGUCCCGCAGCCGAAGUGGCUCACGGCAUUCUGGCUCUCACUCAAGACAGAAUUCCCAUAGCCGCUCACGUGGAUCUUCUAUAUCGUCAUCGUCGCAGGAUGAGUACGAGAUGUCGGAUCGCGAGCAAGACCCGGAUGUAUCCCCCGGUCGGCGAAAUCUCAGGGUUCACAAUGAAGAGCAAUCAAGGGGACGACAGAGGAAGCACUACAGUGUUGCCAAUGACUGGGGAUACGGUAUCCCCGAAGACCCCUGGGUCAUCAAUGCGCGCUUCCGCAAGGACGGCAUGUACCCGCCUGGUGUUGUGCACCCUUCCUCGACGCAUUCUUCACGGGUAGAUCUGCAGCAGGAUCCCGCGGCGCUUCGCCGCCGCUCCUCAACAAACACGUCACAUUCGUCACUCAACCAUGUCGAUGGCAUCACCUCACUACCAGACGCCAGCGGCUCCCAAGCCGGCGAUUCAGUUGCUGGGAGCACACGCCACUCCGGCCCCGAUGAGGCAGUCUUCAUCUACAUGUCGAUCCAGCUCUAUAGCAUAGAGCGUGAUUUCUUCGUCGUAGAUUUCAAGUGCGCAGGCUAUGAACGUCUCGUGUCCAAUCUCGUGCACGAGAUCAAGGGCAACGCAUCCGUGCUUUCACUAUCCCAACUAGCGAACAACACAGCGGGUCACGACGACGGCUGGGAUGAUGAGAAGGGUGUGUGGCGACAGCUAAACGACGGUGCGCUGACGGAGGAAGUAGCGCGCGAGGUGCGGGAGCAGGGCGGUGUUUUGAGAGAGAGGGUCAUCGAGAAGGGCGCGGGACGCAAGGAGGGUGAGAAGCGGUGCACGAGUCCGUUCCCGUUCUUGGAUGUCGCCAGCACGCUUAUCCUACAGCUCUCCGGGGAGUAGCCAGCGUAUCGUCAGUGCGAGGUACGACUACGAUGCGUUUUAUAGAUCCUAUAGAGUGAGCGUAGUGAAACUAAUUCCAACAU
Paraphaeosphaeria sporulosa is the source of this 3114-nucleotide messenger RNA. Its product is annotated as serine threonine protein kinase SNF1p. The transcript has 3 exons. Gene Ontology annotation, cellular component: cytoplasm. The record is from RefSeq and is a predicted model, not a curated record. Bases 386 to 3031 code for a protein of 881 amino acids. NCBI's taxonomy places the organism in Eukaryota, Fungi, Ascomycota, Dothideomycetes, Pleosporales, Didymosphaeriaceae. Gene Ontology annotation, biological process: protein phosphorylation; intracellular signal transduction. Gene Ontology annotation, molecular function: protein serine/threonine kinase activity; ATP binding.